Meloidogyne enterolobii is the source of this 650-nucleotide messenger RNA. Lineage: Eukaryota; Metazoa; Nematoda; Chromadorea; Rhabditida; Meloidogynidae. The record is from the annotation of a GenBank genome assembly.
AUGCUGAAAACAUUGCAAGAAGCAGAGUCAGAAGAGAAUGUAAUUUACCCUGCAAUGUUUGCUCCUCUUGAAAAAUUAAAACAUAUGGCAAUGUUUUUGCCUUUAUUUUACCUACAAGCUAAAGUUCCUGUUAAAAAUUCAUUAAAUUAUGAUGAAUGUGUAUUUAUUAAAAGAAAAUUGAGUUUACAUCCACAUACUUCAUUGCCAAGAACACCAUUUUAUCAGUUUUAUUAUAAUAUUACUAAUGAAAUAAUUAUUAAAACAAAACUCGAAGAAUUUGUUAUUGAGCCAUACUUUGCUUAUAUACUUGAGGAGGAAAAUAAAGGGAUAAGAGAAUAUUUAGAUGUUAGCGUUGUUGAUUUGAAUAAUCCUAUAAAUGGCAAAUCUGUUCCACCUCAAGAACAUACUGUGCUUCGUAAUAUGGUUAAUUUUGUUCAAAUAAAUAAUAGGGGUUUUCCCCGACGGGAUGGGUUCACGAGAAAAUUUUUGUGGAGAGCGCCAAGGAGGAGAUAGCAGGAACGAGGGAGGGAGGGGAGGGGGGAGCAAGAAAGGAUGGAGGGAGGGGGAAGCAAUGGAGGGAGGGGUGGGGGAGCAAGAACGGAUGAUGAGGGGAGGAAUUUGACGAAGGGAGGGAGCAGGAACGAGGGAGG